GAUAUGCAGAUUUCAGGCGAUACCGCUAGUGUGACGUCUAUUGUAGUGGACGGGACACUUCAUAAACAGUCAAACAUUUGGUCGGCAACCUGCGUAGCCAACAUUUCCUAAAACAUCAGUCACUGUGUUUUAAACAUACUUCUGCCGUGUCUAUUUGUUGGUCCAUUUAAUGUAACGUUAAUAUUUACGUUGUUUGUCAGGUAGCUGGCUUGCUAAGUUCGCUUUGCACUAGGCUAAUCGCUAAUGCUAAGUAGCUAGCGAGCUAACAUCCCCGAUCAUGAGUUCACUUCGCUACUCCACUCCUGCUGAAGAAGAAGAGGGGGUCUGCUGGACGGAGAAAGAAGAUGAGGCUGUCACAGUUAAACAAGAAGUAGAUGAUGAGGCUGUUACUGUGAAAGAAGAAGAGAAAGAAGUUACUGUGACAGAGAAAGAAGCUUUCAGAAUGAAAGUGGAGGAGGAAGGAGUUUUCGGAGUGAAGAUGGUGGGGAAGAUUACUGGCACGUUGGAAGAGGAGGAAGAGGAGACGGGAGGUCUGAGUAACACCACAGGAGAGCGACCAGACUCUCACUCUGGCAGCGAGAGUGGCAGCGAGAGUCCUUCAGGGGAACCAGACCCAGAGACGUCCAAAUCGGCGAGACAACACCACUGCUCCCAGUGUGGGAAGAGUUUUAUCCGAUCACAACAACUGAAAUCACACAAGAGAACACACACAGGAGAAAAGCCUUACCAGUGCUCCCAGUGUGGGAAGAGUUUUAUCCGAUCACAACACCUGAAAUCACACAAGCGAACACACACAGGAGAAAAGCCUUACAAGUGUUCCCAGUGUGGGAAGUGUUUUACUCGGUUAGAUUACCUGAAAAGUCAUAAGCAAAUACACUCUGGAGAGAAGUCUUACUCCUGUUCCCAUUGUGGAAAAAGUAUUAGGUGGUUAGGGACUCUGAAAUCGCAUGAGCGAAUACACACACAAAAAAAACUCCAAUGUUCCUUGUGUGGAAAGCGGUUUACCCAGUUAGAAGCCCUGAUUGUGCAUGACAGGACACACACAGGCGGGGAUAAGACCUACCACUGCUCCCAGUGUGGAAAGAGAUUUAACUGGUUAAGGCAGCUGAAUAAGCAUGAAAGAAUACAUACAGAGGAGGAGAAGACAUACCACUGCUCUCAUUGUGGAAAGACAUUUUCCCAGUUAGAGGACCUGAAAUCACAUGAGAAAAUAGAGAGGCUGUGUUCUGACUUGAGUUUUUGACUGAUCAUUUGUGUUUUUGUUUAAUCUUUAUGAAAUCCAUUUGUGUAUAUAUGAAAGCAGAAUAAGGUUCCUGCUGUUGUUUCAUUUAGAGACCUGAUCGUGUCUAAUAUCAGGUGUCUGUUGGGUUUUUGAUGAUGAGCUUCGUUUGAUUUGAUACAAGUAUAAAGCCUCUGUUCAUCAUAUGCUUUUCAUAUUGCAUAAUGUACAUAAAUAUAUAAGUCAUUUGCCUUU
Molecule: messenger RNA, 1474 nt
Organism: Oncorhynchus mykiss (rainbow trout)
Lineage: Eukaryota; Metazoa; Chordata; Actinopteri; Salmoniformes; Salmonidae
Biological process (GO): regulation of transcription by RNA polymerase II
Cellular component (GO): chromatin; transcription regulator complex; PcG protein complex
Molecular function (GO): DNA-binding transcription factor activity, RNA polymerase II-specific; RNA polymerase II cis-regulatory region sequence-specific DNA binding
Source: RefSeq, a predicted model, not a curated record